GUGAAAAUAGGUCAGAAGAAAGCCCACUUAAUGGAAAUUCAACUUAAUGGUGGUACUAUCGAACAAAAGGUUGAUUGGGCUUAUGAAAAAUUCGAAAAAGAAGUUGAUAUUUGCUCAGUUUUUGAACAAGAUGAGCUUAUCGACGUUAUUGGUGUCACUAAGGGUAAAGGUUUCGAAGGUGUGACUCAUCGUUGGGGAACGAAGAAACUUCCUCGCAAGACCCAUAAAGGUCUACGAAAGGUCGCUUGUAUUGGUGCAUGGCAUCCUUCAAGAGUCAUGUAUUCUGUUCCACGUGCUGGUCAAAAUGGUUAUCAUCACAGAACCGAGGUUAACAAGAAGAUUUAUCGCAUUGGAAAAGAGAAACAGAUUACACCGUUAGGUGGAUUCCCUCAUUAUGGCGUUGUGAACGAAGAUUU
Dentiscutata erythropus is the source of this 416-nucleotide messenger RNA. The record is from the annotation of a GenBank genome assembly. NCBI's taxonomy places the organism in Eukaryota, Fungi, Glomeromycota, Glomeromycetes, Diversisporales, Gigasporaceae.